Messenger RNA from Protobothrops mucrosquamatus (brown spotted pit viper), 760 nucleotides. It is a transcript of the gene LHFPL2, whose product is annotated as LHFPL tetraspan subfamily member 2. Gene Ontology annotation, cellular component: membrane. Lineage: Eukaryota; Metazoa; Chordata; Lepidosauria; Squamata; Viperidae. Bases 65 to 751 code for a protein of 228 amino acids. The record is from RefSeq and is a predicted model, not a curated record. The transcript is spliced from 2 exons.
UUCUUUUUAACCACUUGGGAUUUUAGUCUUUGAAUUGACGUGGCCACAAGCACUGGACAGCAAUAUGUGUCAUGUCAUUGUUACUUGUCGCUCAAUGUUGUGGACACUUUUGAGUAUUGUUGUGGCAUUUGCAGAGCUUAUAGCCUUCAUGAGUGCGGAUUGGCUGAUUGGCAAGGCCCAGCCUGGAAGUUUUCAGGACACAGACAGCAGGAGAUCAGGAUCAGUGGAACCCUAUCGUCCAACCUUGGGGAUCUAUGGACGUUGCACCAGAAUAGAGCACUUCCAGUCUUCCAUGCCUGAUACAUCUUGUGGCCCCUAUGCAGAUAACUUCAGUGAGAUUGCCAGUGGGUUUUGGCAAGCUACUGCUAUUUUUCUUGCUGUGGGGAUCUUGAUACUCUGUGCAGUUGCAUUUGUUUCUGUUUUCACGAUGUGUGUACAGAGUAUUAUGAAGAAAAGUAUUUUUAAUGUCUGUGGGCUGCUACAAGGAAUUGCAGGACUAUUCCUUAUUCUAGGCUUGAUCUUAUAUCCUGCUGGUUGGGGUUGUCAGAAGGCAAUAAGCUAUUGUGGACCUUAUGCUUCAGCUUAUAAACUUGGUGACUGUUCUUUAGGCUGGGCUUUCUACACUGCUAUUGGUGGCACAGUCCUGACAUUCAUCUGCGCAGUCUUCUCUGCCCAAGCCGAAAUCGCCACCUCCAGCGACAAAGUCCAGGAGGAAAUUGAAGAGGGAAAAAGCCUGAUUUGUCUCCUAUAACACACUGUU